Molecule: messenger RNA, 1752 nt
Organism: Didymodactylos carnosus
Lineage: Eukaryota; Metazoa; Rotifera; Eurotatoria; Philodinida; Philodinidae
Source: the annotation of a GenBank genome assembly
AUGGCUGCCACACAAUCAUCAUCAUCAUCUAUACUUCACCUUACUGGUGACCAUUUAGAAACUCGUAAUCGAUGGAAUGGAUCGAUAGCUGUAGUUUAUAAUCCUAUAACAAAACAAGCCGAAUGGCGUGAAUCAUCGCGCAGUGGUAUACAUGGUGUAUUUAAUCCUCAAACAGAGCAAGUAGAAUGGCGUGAAUCAUUGCAUUCCGGUGUAUUUGGUGUUUAUAGUCCUAUUUCAAAAAUAGUUGAAUGGAAAGAAUGUUGGCACGGUGGAGUUUGUGGUGUAUGGAAUCCACAAACACAGCAAGUUGAAUGGCAUGAAAAAUGGCAUCAUGGAAUUGGUGGAGUUUAUAAUCCAUUAACUGGUAAAGUUGAGUGGGGUGAAGAAUGGAAUGGAGGAAUAGUCGGGUAUUUUGAUCAAGAAUCAAAGCAAGUAAAAUGGAUUCGUAAAUGGCAUCAUGGAUUAGCACUGAUUUAUAGGGACGUAGCUAACAUUCAUAAAAGAAAUAGGACUUGCGUGAAUGCUAUAUGCCUUAAGGGCUCCCUAAGAAAAACGUUUUUUUAUCGUAUAUCCGAUUUUGAUGCCACUUUCAGCAGAUGUUUGCCAUAUCAAAGUGUGAUUAUGAAAUUUCUUUCCUCACUACCUCUUACCAUUCCGGGGUUUUCCGGAGUCCAAGGUCAAAAAUCCACCCUCUACUGUGGGACACUUUUUUUAAAUAUACUUUAAGCUACAGAUCUCGGGUUCGUUUUAUUCUGAACUAGACACCUAACUGCGUGGAAUGACGGGACCAGAUUUUUGAUUUAGGUCUUUGUUCGUUUUCCAGAGAUCGAAGAUAAUUGAAAACUCAAAAAAUCCUUUCGGGUUAUUCGGAAAUCCUUGAUUUUCUAGAAAACUAAGGCCUAAUUCAAAAAUCGGCUCCCAUCAGCCCACGCAGUUAGGUGUCUACUUUAAAAUAAAACCAAUCGGAGAUCUCUAGCUUGAAGUAUAUUUAAAAAAAGUAUCCCACACUGGGCAUGUUCGAAAAAAAAACGGGUUUUGACAGAAAAUGCUGUGCAUUUGUUCAUCUAUUUAAGACAUAUAGGAAAAUGCUUGUAAUUUUUGAACGCAAGAUCACACAGUUGUGCAACGAGGGCGAGUUCGAUGAAAAAUUAAUAAAGUCCAGUUUUCUCCGAAACUAUGCAAUAGUUUGCAACGAAAUUUUUAGGAAAGAUGUAUUAUUAUAUGGGCUAUGCACUCUCAAAUUUCUAUCAAAAAUUAUUGAUUCAUUUAGGAGAAAUGUCGGUUUUGCCUGCAAAAUUUGUGUCCCAUUUUUCUCCCAGAGGCAACGUGAUCCAGAUGUGAAACUUUUAGGGUAAAUAGAACAAAACGAGCUGUGCUGAAAACUGAUUUCAAACUUCGCGAAAUUAUUUUGGACAUGUUUUAAAGUUCCUCAAAAACCAGGUUUCUGGAGAUCUUUCUUUAAAACGUUUUAAUGAAACAUCAUCAAUCAAACUUAUUUUAUAUUACUGACUUGAUACACCACAACAAUUACUUUGAAAUGAGAUAUCUUUGCGCUCUGUACGAUGCAUACUUAUUGAAUUUUUGUUGUUUUAUCUUCUUUCAGAAACAACAAAAACGGUGGUCUUCUGUUGUGGUCAAAUUUUGUCGCCUGCUAGUAGUCCAACGGGUUCCCCCACGUACUUGAGGUUCAUUCCCUAUUAGAAGUACAUUUUCGCGGAAUAUUGUUUCGAAAAUUCCUCUGCAGGUAGGUAU